Molecule: messenger RNA, 228 nt
Organism: Prunus armeniaca (apricot)
Lineage: Eukaryota; Viridiplantae; Streptophyta; Magnoliopsida; Rosales; Rosaceae
Source: the annotation of a GenBank genome assembly
AUGAGAUUCAGCACUAGUUUGAUCUUGAUCAAGCUUUUAGUAAUUCAGUACCUCUCAGUUCUCUGCGUUUCGCAGGACUUUGAUUUCUUCUACUUUGUUCAACAGUGGCCAGGAGCAUACUGUGACACCAAGCAUACUUGCUGUUAUCCAAAGUCAGGAAAGCCUUCAGCAGAUUUUGGCAUUCAUGGGCUUUGGCCUAAUUACAAGGAUGGCUCCCUACCCAUCUAA